Molecule: messenger RNA, 1191 nt
Organism: Gigantopelta aegis
Lineage: Eukaryota; Metazoa; Mollusca; Gastropoda; Neomphalida; Peltospiridae
Exons: 3
Coding region: 103-639 (178 amino acids)
Source: RefSeq, a predicted model, not a curated record
UAUAAUAGGUAAUUUGUAUAUAGCUAAAUAUCAACUGUGUAUUACUAUUAUUUGAAAACAACAGGUGUUCAUGAAUACAAACAAAUUUCUUUUUGUACUUCCAUGCUAAGUGGCCACUGCUCACACAUUAUUGGGCUCUUAAAAACCUUACAAGGAUUCAAGCUGCACAAUUUAACAUCAGUCCCAGAACAGCAGAGUUGUACGAGCAUUCCAAGACAGUGGGGCCAUCUAAGAGGGAUGAAAAUAAAGCCAAUACCAAUGAGCCAUGUUGUGGUGGAAAGACCCACAGCAGAAGUCAGAAAACGAAAGCCUGUAUUGUGUCAGUUGAACACACAGAAGAAACUUCCUCUUGUUGAGUCUUCUGAUGUUAAAAAACUGAGACAACUCGAUGGAACGCCACUGGGGUAUAUUUUAUCAGAAGAUGGACCUACAGUGGAUACACUUUUUGGGAAAGUACCUGUUGGCUCACUGUUAUCAUAUCAGACAAGAAACUUAAAACAUAUAGAAGCCUCUGUGGGAACUGGAUGCGGCAAUACACUAUUUCCAAAAACAGCACACGUGAAGUUAACAGAUGAAUAUCUUUGCUUAAAUAAAGACUUUGCCCUGGUUGAUGCAGAAAAAAUGGAAAGCCAGACAUAGGGACAGGCAAGCUGCCAGUUAUGGAAAACAUCAAGGGCCAAAUGAAUAACAGCGUCAAAUUUUGGGAAAGUUUUACAACUCAAGUCUGUGCCAUCUUCAAAAUUCUUGGAGAAUAUAUUUAACACCAAAGAAAUAUCAGCUGCUCCCUUGGAAUAUGGCAGAAGAAAUGAACCAAAAGCAAAAGCCAAGUAUCUUGAACUGUAUCAUACAAGACACAUACAUGAAUGUGGACUGGUGGUAAAUAAAGAUUUUUGUUUUUAGGUGCCAGCCCAGAUGGUAAAGUAUGUGAUAACAAUGAUUGUGGCAUAAUUGAGGUCAAGUGCCCAUAUACUGCAAGAGACCAUACAGUUAAUCAAGCAGUUGAUGAACUUAAAAAAUUUAUUUUGAAAAGGGAAGGCAAUUCAAUUAUUUUGCCUCAGAAUCAUCAAUACUAUGACCAGGUUCAAGGACAGCUGAUGGUAACUGGCUCAAAGUUUUGUGACUUUGUAGUUUAUACCAAUAAAGACUUGCAUGUUCGGCGGAUUUAUCCGAAUAUUGACCAUAUGCAAAACA